AUUAAUGAUUCAAACAUUUUAUAGAUGGAUGCCACGAUUCAGAUUUUCAACUAAACUUGGAUCAUCCAAUGUUGCAUCUGGUACUCAAACAUAAGCUACUUAAUCAAAUCCUAUUCCUGUUUAUUUAAGACCUUAUGAUGCCAAGAAAUAUGAGGUACCAUCAUCUAAAAUCAAAUUAACCACUGGAUACAGUUUUCUUGAUGUUGAACCUAUGCCAAGAGCAAAGAUAAUGAAGUUAUGCUAUACUAUACUUGAUAAAUUAAAGUUAGAAAUUCCUGAAGGCGUUCUUUACAGAAUUUAUACUGAAGAGAAAUUAAAAUAUAUUAUGCGUAUUACAGAUGAAAUCGAAGAUAUUAGACAACUUGAAGAGGAAUUUGGAUUUGAAUAGAUAGAAUUUCUUAUCCAAUAACUUGCUAAAGAAGUUGAUUUAGUUGAUCAAAUGAAGUAAAUAACAACUAUAUAUUUGUAUAGAUAUUUUAAACCAUGGGAAUAGACUUAAGAUGAAAGUACAUUUGAAUUGUUAAGAUAACCUCAUCCCGCUUUGAAACACUAAAGAAAUGAAAAGCCACCAAGAGAAUAAACUAAAUUUAUUGGAAAUUGAUAUUC
Paramecium sonneborni is the source of this 606-nucleotide messenger RNA. The record is from the annotation of a GenBank genome assembly. NCBI's taxonomy places the organism in Eukaryota, Ciliophora, Oligohymenophorea, Peniculida, Parameciidae.